This is a messenger RNA of Solea solea (common sole), 938 nucleotides long. RefSeq names its product cathepsin A (gene ctsa). Gene Ontology annotation, biological process: proteolysis. Gene Ontology annotation, molecular function: serine-type carboxypeptidase activity. The record is from RefSeq and is a predicted model, not a curated record. NCBI's taxonomy places the organism in Eukaryota, Metazoa, Chordata, Actinopteri, Pleuronectiformes, Soleidae.
GACGCCAGCCUCAACCUGCAGGGUGUUGCCGUGGGAAACGGAAUGUCAAGUUAUGAAUUGAACGACAACUCUCUGGUGUUCUUCGCCUACUACCACGGCCUGCUGGGAAGUGGUCUGUGGACCCGGCUGCAGACGUUCUGCUGCCGCAACGGGUCGUGUGACUUUUACAACAACCAGGACCAGAACUGCUCUACCAGUGUGUCUGAGGUCCAGGUCAUCGUCUACAGUUCUGGUCUGAACAUGUACAACCUGUAUGCUCCAUGUCCAGGUGGAGUCGGUCAGAGACUCAGUGUUGAAGGAGGCCAGCUGGUGAUCAGGGAUCUGGGGAACUCGUUCAUAAACCAUCCCUGGACUCAGUUGUGGAAUCAGAAGUUACGAGGCCUGGCGUCAGUUCACCUGUCGGUGCGUCUGCAGCCGCCCUGCACUAACUCCACCCCCUCCACCCUCUACCUCAACAACCCGUACGUCAGAGACGCUCUGCACAUCAGCCCUGCUGCUCUCCCCUGGACCAUCUGCAGUUCUGAGGUGAACCUCAACUACGGCCGACUCUACAUGGACGUGAGGAAACAGUACGAGAAGCUUCUCGCUGCUCUGAAGUACCGGGUUCUGGUCUACAACGGUGACGUGGACAUGGCGUGUAACUUCAUGGGGGACGAGUGGUUUGUGGAGGCUCUGCACCAGCAGGUGACGGUUCAGCGGCGUCCGUGGUUCUAUGACGCUGACGACGGUCGUCAGGUGGGAGGCUUCGUGAAAGAGUUUGACAACAUGACCUUCCUCACUGUCAAGGGCUCUGGUCAUAUGGUUCCAUCAGAUAAACCAGCUGCUGCCUUCACUAUGUUCUCCAACUUCAUCAAGAGACUGCCCUUCUGACCUCUGACCUUUUUGUUUUUUCACACUGGUGUCUUAAUGUGUCAAUAAAGUUUCUAUUUGAAUCUCGA